GCCCAAAACAGCCCCAGCUCCACCGCGUUACCUGUUCUAAAAACUUCCUCGACAAACAUAACAAGGGCAGAGCACAUGCCAACUCUCCCGUCCAUUUUUAACCUAUACUUUUAUUUUUAGGCUACUUUGAUGGUUUCUGUCGGGUCAAAAGCAACGUUAGAUAUCGUUCAUGUCAAGUUUAUUAGUGGAUAGAACGCACCUGUCGUAGGCUGAUUAUUCCAUCGAGACUCCUCUAGCUUACAACUUCUUACUUUUUGUCUUUUUUAUAUAUAGAAUUGUUCACUGAUUUCGGGUUUUUGUCGUGUUCCAGUUCUGUCUGUCGGCCUCCAUGAAUGUGUGAAUGUUUGACAAGUUCACUAACCACUGUUGAUUUGUCAAGGAUGCUUAUGGAGAACAUGAACAGCUCAGCAGACAGCACCUCCCCAGCCUCUAUGGCCCUCUACACCGUCAUGUACCCAGUCUUCAAUCAGUUGGAGAAAGACGACACAUCUUCCGCAGCACAGACCUUGAAAGCAGCCUUUAUCAAGGCAGAAAAACACAGUCCGGGGCUUACACAACAGAUUUUAUUAAAAAUAAUGCAGAAGGAAAAUAUACAAGUCAACUACCAUGAGUGUCUGCUCAGGAUGGCCAGUGAAGAAUUUGAAGCUCUGAUGAUUGACAGGAAAGAGCCGGAGUUCCAGAGCCUGAAUAAGAAAGCCCACGCUCUUAAACGUGUCCUCAGCACCAUCCCCGAUGAAAUUCUCGACAAAGUGCGCUUCCUACAGACCAUCAAGGACAUCGCCGGGGCCAUCAAAGAGCUGCUGGACACAGUGAACGCCAUCUUCAAAAUGCCCCAGUAUCAGAACAAACGAGCCAUGGAGCAGAAGAAAGAGUUUGUCAAGUGCUCCAAGAACUUCAGCGACACGCUCAAGGUCUACUUCAAGGACGGAAAAGUGGUUAAUGUCUUUGCCAGCGCCAACCGCCUCACCCACCAGACCAGCAUGAUCCUGCUCGCCUUCAAGAGCAAUGCCUGAGGACUCACCACACGAUCCUUUUCCUUUUUUUUUUUACCAACCGGCAAAUCACAACAAGCUAUUUCAAAU
Molecule: messenger RNA, 1082 nt
Organism: Periophthalmus magnuspinnatus
Lineage: Eukaryota; Metazoa; Chordata; Actinopteri; Gobiiformes; Gobiidae
Product: programmed cell death protein 10-like
Exons: 8
Coding region: 333-1013 (226 amino acids)
Biological process (GO): positive regulation of MAP kinase activity; regulation of Golgi organization
Cellular component (GO): FAR/SIP/STRIPAK complex; Golgi apparatus
Molecular function (GO): protein kinase binding
Source: RefSeq, a predicted model, not a curated record